Symbiodinium sp. CCMP2592 is the source of this 1710-nucleotide messenger RNA. Lineage: Eukaryota; Dinophyceae; Suessiales; Symbiodiniaceae. The record is from the annotation of a GenBank genome assembly.
AUGGCGGCUGCACUUCGCACGGUCCGCCGCUACGCGCUGCCUGCAACCGGCUUGUUGGGAGCUGCGUGGGCCACUGACGAGUUCUGCCUCCACCAAGUGGGCCAGCGAACUGCACGAACAGUGCAGACGGGUGUGUACUUGCUUUGGCAGUACAAGGUCUGCUGGACGCCUGAGACUUCGAACGAUGUUCAUGCCAAGGUUGCCAAACGCCUGGUGGAAUGCCUGCGCCGUAAUGAAGGUUUGUACGUCAAGUUUGGCCAGGCAAUGUCAACGAUGGACGUUAUUCUGCCAGAGGAAUACAAGUCCGAGCUCAAGACAUUGCAUGACCAAGCCGCGACUUUUGAGUUCAAAGAAGUCCGGAGGGUUGUUGAGUCGCAACUGGGCCAAAGCCUGAGCGAGGUGUUCUCGGAAUUCGAGGAGACUCCCAUUGCUUCUGCCAGCAUUGCGCAAGUGCACCGUGCACAACUACGGCCAGAGUUUGCAGAGGGGCAUGAAGGCAACGAACCCUUGGCGGUGGCAGUCAAAAUUCAGAAGCCAAACAUCCCGGCCCAGAAUAGAUGCGACCUUGCGGUGUAUAAGCUCGUGCUGACCGUCUUGGAGUAUGCCUUCGAUUUGCCGAUGGUUUGGACAUAUGGCUACACGCGCCAGCAACUGGAAGCAGAGCUCGACUUCCGCAUAGAGGCGCGACAUGCCCGGCAGGCAGCUGAAGAGCUGGACGCGUGCAGUCAGUUCCGUGGAAAGGUCAUCGUACCAGCUGUUCAGGGGAAGGUUUCGGGAGAACACGUACUGGUCAUGGAGUGGGUGGACUCCUUGGGCCCUGCCAGCGAUAGCAAUUCCUUGAAGAAAGCAGGGCUUCGCCCUGUAGAUGUGAUGCGGACGGCAACGGAAGUCUUCGGAUAUCAGAUCUUCAGCACAGGCCACGUGCAUUGCGAUCCCCACCCCGGAAACUUGUUGGUGCGAUUGGCUCCUGCAGAGAGCUCUGAGAAAUGGCAGCUGGUCCUUCUAGAUCAUGGCCUCUACUGCGAAUUGAGCCCGGCUUUGCGCCGUGACUACGCAGACUUUUGGGUGGCAGCUGCUUUGGGGGACACCGCAUCCACGGUCCGAAUCUGCAGUCAGUGGGGCAUUGCUGAUCAAGAUGCUGCAGAGCUCUUUGCCUCAUUGACUCAGUUCCGACGGGUGCGCUUAGGGGCCCAAAGACUGGACGCCAUGGCCUCUCUUUUUGGGUCGCGGGGCAACAAGAAGGCUGAUGUGAUGCCGCACGCCCCGAAGAAGCUCACUGCGAAAGCAAUGGCCGAAGCUCAGCAGAAGCUGAAGGCCCGUGCGAAGAAGGUUCUGGGAGAUACAGCCGCCUUCCCACGAGAGUUGUUGUUCGUUGGGCGCAGCCUGAAUAUGAUCCGCUCCGCUAACUUUGCCUUGGGCACAGCUGUGAACCGCGUGGCAAUCCUGGCGGAGUGUGCUGCAGCAGGUGCUGCGCUCCAGGGCGGGUCCUUGGCUUCGAGGCGCCUGGCCGUCUGGAAUUUUCACUUCAGAGUCCAGAGCCUCCUCUUUCUCAGCAAGCUCUUCCAGCUUUGGCAAAGUCUGAGCUCUCUUGGCCUUGCUCCAGCAGUGUUGGGGCUCACGGGCCUCUUCUUGCGAGUCUCAGCGGGCAGAACAGAGCCAACAAAAGCCAUAGAGCCACGAAGCCUUCCUGGCCCGGAAGCUGGAGGCUGA